UCACCCAGCUUGAGAAACAAGUCGUCAGCCAAGUUGAAGAAACUCAAGUCCAAACCCCAUUUGAAGCGCCUCACCUCGGGCCAGGGGGGCCACAUGAAGCUCGUGUUUUCGGUGGAUGAUGACAUUGACGACGACCUCGAUGAGGAGACUGUCAAAGACUCGGACGUCAAGUCCAAGAGCAAGAACGCAAGUGACCUCAAUUACUUGGAGGGCUACACCGACGCCAUCAAAGCAUUGCAACAGAAGAAAAAGUCGUUCCACAGCUACUUCCCGGACUUCAACAAGCUUGACGAAAAUGAAAGUGUGGGCGGGCCCAAGGCCCAGGUGAAGUCGCCCAAUGUCACGGACUUAGACGACAGAGCGUUCGACUUUGACACCAGAAAACUCAACGAUAAUAUCUUGGAGGUGAGCGAAGACGUCACCGAAUCGGAGGUGGGAGAGGAUGCAGAAGCGGAAACAGAGAAUCACAACUCAGAUACCGAGUCUGUCGACUCUUCAUCCUCCUCGCAAACUUUGGAAUCGUUGAACUUGCGAGAAAGACAGAAUGCCAUCAACUCCACCCAUCCAUUCGGUAUCAAGAUCUGGAAACCAAGUUUGUACAAAAAGAAGCGUUCGGUUGCAGACAGAGCAGACGAGGAUAUCCAUGCAUUCGAUCCCCACAAGCCCAAUGCUACUAUUACGUGGGGUGUCAUUCUCACAAACUAUCUCUGGACCUUGACUUUUGGCUUGCUCAUAUUUCUUAUUUGUACCAUUGGUGCUGCGAUUGUGUUUGUUUUCUCUGGAUUCGCCAUCCACAGAUCUCUGAGACCUUACGUUAGGCUUUUGCUAAAGUUGGGUAAGUACGGUCUUUGGCCAUUUGGUAAAUUUGUCUUGUUGAACAGAGACGAAAACUACUUGGAUGAAGACGAAUUGGAUGGAAGAUCCAUUACAGAAUUUCAUAAAUGGAGAGUGCAAGAAGAAGGCAGAUUGUUUUUUGCUCCCCCCAGAAGAUACACUACCAGCAAUGAAACAAGACCUUUAAUUAAAGACCAUACCGGUAGACCGCUCAGAGAUGCAUAUUCAUCAUUGGGUGAAGUCGACUCAAAUGCAGAUGAUGUUAUUGAUGGAGAUGACAUUCACGAAGAAUCUAAUGAUAUUAAAGUUAGAUUCUUCGGGAGAGGCAGCUGGUCUUCCGGUCGGUUCAUGUUCUACAUUUUCUUUUAUUCGGUAUUACAAAAUAUCUUGUAUUUGAUUGGUUUCUUCUGUUGGUUGUUCGUUUUCACCAUCCCAAUGGCAAACAUCACCAACACUAUUUGUGACCACUUGAGACGUCAUCCCUUGGCUUUGGACUUUGAAUUGGAAAAGAGUUACUACAAACGUGACAAAACUAAGAAAAGGAAAAACCAGCUGCUUAUUUUGUGCACUUAUAGGUCCUGUGGUUUCCAUUACUACAAAUAUACCAUUGAUGGUACCAAUAUUUUCUUUAUCAACUUGUUGGCGGCAGUUGCAUUUGUUAUUUUGGACUACUACUUACUUAAAGAAAAACUAGGAUGGAAAACUUGGUUUACAGACCCCACCUUUUUGUUCUGUUCUUGUUUGUUCUCUAUCAUUCCAUUGGCUUACUUCAUCGGUCAGGCAGUUGCUUCUAUCUCUGCUCAAUCGUCUAUGGGUGUUGGUGCAGUUAUUAACGCCUUUUUCUCCACUAUUGUUGAAAUUUUCUUAUACUGUGUUGCAUUGAAUCAAUCCAAGGGCAAAUUAGUGGAGGGUUCAAUGAUUGGUUCAGUUCUUGGUGGUGUUCUCCUUUUACCUGGAUUAUCCAUGUGUGGAGGUGCAUUAAAGAGAAAAACCCAACGUUAUAACCCCAGAUCUGCUGGAGUCUCAUCGACUAUGUUAUUGUUUGCAAUGGUCACGAUGUUUGCUCCUUCUCUAUUCUACCAAAUUUAUGGUGCCUACGAACUCAAGUGCAAAAAGUGCGAUGAAGACCCAUUCUUGGAAGCCAUCAAAGACAACUGUGUGAAGUGCCGUUUCAUACAACCCUCAUUAUCCUUGGAUGCAUUGUACUUCAAUGUCAUUCAACCAUUCUCGUUGAUUGUUGCGUUAGCUUUGUUUGCGGCUUAUGUUUGUGGAUUAUACUUCACAUUAAGGACACAUGCCUCAUUAAUUUGGGCUACGAACUCACAUGAAGCUCAAGCUAAAAAGGAAGAUCUGUAUUUGCGGUCGCCAAGCAUUGCUAGCAUCGAUACGCCAAAAGGAAACAACAAACAUCAACAGCUUGCAGAACAGUUGAGAGGGAUACAACAAGAUAAAUUAAGACCAUCUGCUAGCAGAAAAUUGAGUCUUCUUAACAACGAUCCUGAUUAUGAAGGGGAAGAAGAUGGUGGAGGACAUGAUGCUCCCAAUUGGUCCCGUAACAAGUCUACCGUGAUUUUGUUGGGAGCUACAUUAAUUUAUGCUAUAAUAGCAGAAAUAUUGGUUGAUAAUGUCGAUGACGUUUUAGCUGACUUUCCUAUUGACCCUAAGUUCUUGGGUUUGACGGUAUUUGCAUUAGUCCCAAACACCACCGAAUUCUUGAACGCUAUUUCGUUCGCUAUUGGUGGAAAUGUGGCCUUAUCGAUGGAAAUCGGAAGUGCCUAUGCCUUGCAAGUUGUCUUAAUUCAAAUCCCAAGUUUGGUACUCUUCACAAUUUAUAAAGCUCCACUCCAGAUUGAGCAAAUGUUUUCUUUGGUUUUCCCUAGAUGGGAUAUCAUUGCAACCCUAAUUUCAAUUUAUUUGUUUACCUACAUUUAUGCCGAGGGAAAGUCCAAUUACUUCAAAGGUGUGAUCUUGAUCUUAAUUUAUGCUGUUGUUUUGGUUGGAUUUUGGUUCAACGAUAAGAUUGAAGCACUUGACGAUGAAUACACCGGAAAUCCUCAAGCUUAUGCAAGAGCACUCUCAUUUUUUUGAGCAGUCUCCUUUUCCUUUUCCUCGAUUUUUGCAUAUGCCUUACCACUUGUUGUCCAUUAUGGACGAAUAAUCCAAGCUGGACCUAAUUUUAUGUUAUUAAUAACUGCAAAUUGUAAAAUCUAAUCAGCACUCACCAUGUUUGAUAAGUCGAUUUGUUCCCAUAAAGGUGACGCCAUUGUCACAUUAAUAUAAUAGAUACCAUGCG
Suhomyces tanzawaensis NRRL Y-17324 is the source of this 3127-nucleotide messenger RNA. RefSeq lists its product as uncharacterized. Gene Ontology annotation, biological process: calcium ion transmembrane transport; intracellular calcium ion homeostasis. The record is from RefSeq and is a predicted model, not a curated record. Gene Ontology annotation, molecular function: calcium:proton antiporter activity. The coding region runs from base 94 to 2922 and encodes 942 amino acids. Lineage: Eukaryota; Fungi; Ascomycota; Pichiomycetes; Serinales; Debaryomycetaceae. The transcript is spliced from 2 exons. Gene Ontology annotation, cellular component: membrane; endomembrane system.